GAAUGCCUUUAUGCUGUUUCACACCAUAAGUGGGAGUUGUCCUCCUGAGUUUUUUUUCUCACUCCAGUCUUCAGGAUUGAGAAAAACAAGCACAAGAAAUUUUCUCCUUCUGAGUCGCUCUGUUCUCUCUCUUUCUAUCUUUCUCUUCAUCAGCUGUUUUUUGUGUUCUGAAGCCAUGGCUGAGAAUCAUGCAAGUGAUGGAAACCAUGUUCUCAAUGUAGAAGAUGACAAACCUUCCUCCAAAACCAACCAAGAAUCAAGCAGUAGCUUGCUCGGUGUACUUUUUUUGCAGAAGGUGAUUGCUGAGGUGUUGGGGACAUACUUCUUGAUAUUUGCUGGUUGUGGGGCUGUGGUAGUGAAUUUCGACACAGAUAAGAUGGUGUCAUCUCCGGCAGUUGCAAUUGUUUGGGGACUGGUUGUCAUGGUGAUGAUUUACUCUGUUGGUCACAUCUCCGGUGCCCACUUCAAUCCUGCUGUCACAAUUGCUUUUGCUACUACUAAGAGGUUUCCAUGGAAACAGGUACUCCCUUAUAUUGCUGCUCAAGUCCUUGGAUCAACGCUCGCAAGUGGUACCCUUAGGCUCAUAUUUAACCAGCAUCAAGACCACUUUGUUGGAACAAGUCCUAGUGGAACUCUGUUGCAGUCUUUCGUGAUUGAGUUCAUCAUCACAUUUUACCUCAUGUUUGUAGUUUCUGGUGUGGCCACUGAUAACAGAGCGAUUGGAGAGCUUGCUGGGCUUGCAGUUGGCUCCACGAUUCUUCUGAAUGUGAUGUUUGCAGGGCCAAUUACAGGAGCCUCAAUGAACCCAGCAAGAAGCUUAGGCCCUGCAAUAGUAUCAAGCCAUUACAAAAACUUGUGGAUUUACCUUGUGUCACCAACUCUUGGAGCUGUAUGUGGUGCCCUGGUCUACAAUGUUAUCAGAUUUACGGAUAAGCCACUGCGGGAGCUCACCAAGAGUGGAUCUUUCUUGAAAGGCGCAGGCUGCACCUAAUUGAUGAAAAUAGAAGAGGAAUUGCGCCGUUGUGGCCGAAGUAGGUGCCGAGGCGCCCGUGGUUGCCGGCGAUCCGGACGUUAGGGUUGUGAUCUUUUGCACAGGAGAAGAGGAUAUCGCAGUUGUUGUUGUACUAGAUGAAAAUCAAGGGCCUCAUUGUGAAAUAACUGGUGCCGUACGGACAAUCCGACUUGCUUGUAUAAAUUUUUUGGAGAAGACGAUUUGGGAGGUUAGGGUUUUAGCUACGUACCUGGUUAUGGACUUAAUUAUGGCUGUGAAAUUGGUGUUGGGCUUAGCAUGCUAAGACCACAUCUAGACCCAUUGAGAUUCUUUUGAGUUUUGAUCAACUUUAUUGAGGCGUUUUACCCUUGCGGUAAA
Rosa chinensis is the source of this 1369-nucleotide messenger RNA. RefSeq names its product nodulin-26. The coding region runs from base 11 to 991 and encodes 326 amino acids. The transcript has 5 exons. Gene Ontology annotation, biological process: transmembrane transport. Lineage: Eukaryota; Viridiplantae; Streptophyta; Magnoliopsida; Rosales; Rosaceae. The record is from RefSeq and is a predicted model, not a curated record. Gene Ontology annotation, cellular component: membrane. Gene Ontology annotation, molecular function: channel activity.